Messenger RNA from Sphaerodactylus townsendi, 3927 nucleotides. RefSeq names its product ring finger protein 139 (gene RNF139). Gene Ontology annotation, molecular function: zinc ion binding; ubiquitin protein ligase activity. Bases 475 to 2397 code for a protein of 640 amino acids. Gene Ontology annotation, biological process: ERAD pathway. The transcript has 2 exons. The record is from RefSeq and is a predicted model, not a curated record. NCBI's taxonomy places the organism in Eukaryota, Metazoa, Chordata, Lepidosauria, Squamata, Sphaerodactylidae. Gene Ontology annotation, cellular component: endoplasmic reticulum; endomembrane system.
CAGCGGCCUAGUAGGCCGACGAGGCCUUCCCUGAGGAGAGCGAUUCGACUUCUUCUGGCACCGCUGAGGGAAGCUGCGCUCGGGCCGGGCCGGCUCGGCGGGGCCGGCACCCCCAGGCCGGUCGGCGCUCCUCCUCCCCAGGCGGGGACGAGCGAGGCGGGCAUCGCAUUGUGACGGAGGGCGCCGCGAUCCCGCCCCGCACGGCCCAGGGAGGCCCCCUCCGGUUGCAGCAGCCGCCGCCGCGCCGCCUCUGCUUCUCCCCGGCUGCGGGAAGGGAGCGCGGGCCGUGCCUGGGGGCGGCGGCGAUGGCGGAAGCUCCGCGGCCGGGCCCCCAACCGGUCGGGCAGCAGCGGCGGACCGAGGCGGCGGGGCGAUAAGGCGGCCCCACGCGACUGCCCUCUUCUCCUCCUCCUCGCUGCCCCUUCGCUCCAGAGACGGACAGGCGGCGGCGGCGGCGGCGGAGGGGUCUCGGGGAUGGCGGCCCUGGGCCCCCCUCAGCCACCGCCCUCGCGGCUGGGCCCGCGGCUCCGGGCCGCCGCGGAGGUGGCGCUGCGGGUGCCCAGCCUCUUCUUCAUCGACGCCAUCUUCAACUCGGCCCCGGUGCUGGCCGGAGACUCCCUGUGGGCCGGCCUCCUAGGGGGGCUGCUGCGGCUGCUGGGCGUCCUCGUAUCCAGCGUCAUCCUCGUUCUUUCACAAAGAUCCCUUUUCCAGUUUUAUAUGAUCAGCUCUGCAUUUCUGCUCGCCGCAACAUCCGUGUUGGUGAACUAUUACGCUUUUUUGCACAUAAACUUCCACAGUGCCUAUGACACAAAUGAAGCGUUUGGAUUCCAGAUGCUGCCUCACAAAGGACCUUCCCUGUGGAUGGCACUCUCUAUUCUCCAGCUUGUCUUUGGAAUUGGCUACGUUGCACUGUUAAACAUCCAGUCCCUAUACUCCCAACUGAUCAUACUGGAUUUAUUGAUUCCUGUCGCAGGCUUGAUCAUCGAAUUACCUAUACACGUCAGGCAGGUUUUAGUUUUUAUCUCAGGCUUCGUGUUGACAUUUUAUACUCUGGCCAUUUUACUGUCCAAAAUGAAACGGUUCUACUACUCCACACGGUAUGUCUAUCUCCUCGUAAGGCACAUGUACCGCAUUUAUGGAUUACAGUUGCUGUUGGAAGAUACAUGGAAAAGAAUUCGUUUUCCAACCGUGUUGCGUAUCUUUUGGCUAACCAGACUUACGGCCCAGGCUGCCGUGCUCACUUAUGUCGUCUGGAUGGCAGAAGCUGAUUCAGACGUGAAAUCCCGCAUGAUUUCUUGGGAUAAUUUCUGGGAAGUUCUUUGCAGCCUUAUCAUCGGCGGGUGUGAUUCUACUUUAACUGUAUUAGGCAUGAGUGCUGUCAUUUCCUCCAUUGCUCAUUACCUGGGGCUCGGCAUUUUGGCCUUUAUCGGUUCUACUGACGAAGACGACAGGAGACUUGGUUUUGUGGCCCCCGUCUUAUUUUUUAUUUUGGCUCUGCAAACUGGUUUAAGUGGGCUCAAGCCAGAAGAGAGACUAGUGCGCUUGAGUCGAAACAUGUGCCUUUUGCUAACUGCAGUCCUGCAUUUUAUCCAUGGAAUGACUGAUCCUGUCCUGAUGUCCCUGAGUGCCUCCCACGUGUCCUCCGUCCGCAGACACUUUCCCGUACUCUUUGUCUCAGUUUGCCUCUUUGUUCUUCCAAUUUUGCUCAGUUACAUCCUUUGGCACCACUAUGCACUAAACACGUGGCUGUUCGCGGUGACAGCCUUCUGUGUGGAACUCUGCCUGAAGGUGAUCGUUUCAAUCACUGUGUACGUACUGUUCAUGAUCGAUGGCUACUAUAAUGUCCUAUGGGAAAAGCUUGAUGAUUACGUCUAUUACGUUCGAUCGGCGGGCAAUAUUAUUGAGUUUAUAUUUGGACUAAUCAUGUUUGGGAAUGGUGCUUACACCAUGGUAUUUGAAUCAGGAAGCAAAAUCCGGGCGUGUAUGAUGUGUCUGCAUGCCUAUUUCAAUAUCUACUUGCAAGCCAAGAACGGGUGGAAAACCUUCAUAAAUCGCAGGACUGCGGUUAAGAAAAUCAACUCGCUUCCUGAAGUCAAAGGAGAGCGCUUAAAUGACAUAGACGACGUGUGUGCAAUCUGCUACCACGAAUUUACGACGUCUGCUCGUAUUACUCCAUGCAAUCACUACUUCCAUGCACUUUGCCUUCGGAAAUGGCUCUAUAUACAAGACACUUGUCCCAUGUGCCACCAGAAAGUUUAUAUUGACGACAAGGAGAACACCAAUGCGUCAAACAAUAACGGCUUUGUUGCACGCGAUGAAAAUGAACCUAAUGAAAAUCUUGAAGACAGUGAUGGUACUGACAGUGAGGAGGAGGAAGAGACCGAUGGCUUGACUUAGUUCUUUGUUGCAGUUCUCUGAACAUCAGGUGUGUUAAUAUUGACAUUCAACAAUGGAAUAAAAGUUUCACUUCAUCAAUGUGUAUCUAAGCACAAGAACAGUAUCUCUCAAAAUGUUGAAUCUGUGGAUGGGUUGUCAAUUUACUGUGAUGUGCUACUGUAAAUAUACCUCCAAUUACUGUUGGUCUCUUUUGUGACCAUGUUAAAUUUUAUGUACAUUAUUGUACAUGGAAUAAAAAUGUUUUUGCUUAUUUUUUAACAAAAAAAGAUGAACAAAACACUUCUUAAUUGGUAGUACAAUUACAGUGUGAAAGCGUUUCAGAAAGUUCCUGCAGAUCGGUUAAUUUUAGCCCGGGAUUUUUUAAGAUGCCCUGAUUCAUUUUCGGGGUUUCAAGAAGGUACCAUGUAGAGCAAAUACAAAAAAAUUAAACAUCUCGUUUAAAACCUUACCAAAGCAUCAUUCCUGUCUUGACGGAAAAAAAGUAAAGUUUUAAGGCUGAUCUCAACAGUGUUUACUGAUGCUACUUAGCAUUCGUGGAGAGGAGAAAUGUGAACAGCCCCUCCCCCCAAUACAUGUGGCAUGCUUAUACAUCCUCAUUUUCAUUUGAAUGAGGAAAAAUCUGCAUUUUAAGUUAACAGAUUAGCACAAUCAGAAUUUACUUCACCCUAAGAGAGUGAUAAACCAUUGAAACUUAACUGUCAUUUUAAAACUGACUGCAGGAAGGAUGACCAUUCAAAAGAGCUUUUCACCACAUUUCUAAAUUAGUCGACAAUCAGUUGCAUGGGAAACUUUAUUUCACGUAAUAGAAUUAGCAGGCCUUAUAACAAUACAUAACACUUUACAUAUCUGGAAAGAAGAUUUUAAUACUGUUGUUGUACAUGGUAUUGGCCAGUUCAAGUGGAUCUUCUUCCCGUACUGCUGCUAUAAUUUCCAGUAUUUGGCUAGAAAGGGAAAAUCUUAUUAGAAUACAGCUUAUUGAAGACAUUAAUGGCACUGCAUUGCUUAUGCUCAUAAAUAAUAAUUUUGAUCAAGGUUAUUCAAAUUGUAUAAAUAUUUUUGGGCAGGGAUUUUUUAAAAAUCAUCCAGGCUACAGCUUCAACAACAAAAUGUUGUUACAUUAGUUGUUUGUAUACAGAAAUUCCCAAGAUGCACUUCGAUACAAAUGGGCACUCAGAUCUUUGGCUAUGCCGUAUAGUGCUGAAGGCAUGAAGUGGGGGUGAUGGUAUUCUGUCUGCAUCAGCCAAAUGUUAUGACGGCCAUAAGAGUGCAGAUCCUAGUGGGGAAAAGCCAGGGCAUCUGUUACUAGCUCAGGGUGUCUAGCAGUGCACUCCAAGGCAGUGAAACCAAUCUAAGUCCAUUGAAGUCAAUGGGCUAAGAAGGCAAUUACUCUGUGUAAGAUUACACUGUGGUGAAUAUUCCCAUCAGGUUGGUUUGCUUUCAUUUGAUCACUGCAUCAGGUGACUGUUUUAUUCAGUUUGUGAAAUGAAGUUAUUUGCCAAAUUACACUUCAAUAAAGCCAUCUUGAAAACA